This is a messenger RNA of Fusarium oxysporum Fo47, 975 nucleotides long. RefSeq lists its product as uncharacterized. The record is from RefSeq and is a predicted model, not a curated record. Lineage: Eukaryota; Fungi; Ascomycota; Sordariomycetes; Hypocreales; Nectriaceae. Bases 1 to 975 code for a protein of 324 amino acids. The transcript has a single exon.
AUGCGCUUCACUACAAGUCUUCACCUAUUAGGCGCGGCGCUUUUGGCAUCUAUUGCAAGUGCACAAAUUGCUCCUGCACCUGAUGGUUGGCCAAACUUCUGGUAUAAGGGACAUGUUACCAACAAAGCUACCUUUGAGUACAACCCAACAAACGAGUUCAUCUUCCCUAGUAUCUUUCAUGCCGGGGAAUAUCUAGACGACCCUCUGGGAGAAUGGUAUCUCUACUACGCACCACACGAAAACCCAGGUGGAAUCUCCCUCGUGUACUCUGAUAGUCUCGAAGGGCCAUGGAAAGAGUACGAGAACAACCCCAUCAUCGCCAACAAGUGGGAUUCAUACUACUCCGUCCCUCACGUUUCAAGCCCAGAUGCAACUUGGAAUUCUGAUGCUGGGCGAAUGUUUCUUUACUUCCACGGCGAUAACACACAAACUCGCUGGGCAGAGUCAAGCAAUGGCGUUGACUUUCGAUAUGGAGGUGUAGCAGUCAACAACCAAAUGAGCGGCUCCAACACUACGGAAUCAAGCUACGCUCGUGUCUUUGCGCAUCCCAACUCAGCUUCCAAGUAUAACUACGCAAUGUUCUACAUGGCCAACGAAAAAGACAACAGGCGCAAAAUCCGACUCGCUGAGUCUGUCGACGGUCGUAAAUGGACUGUGGAUUCGGACUACGUUGUCCAACCUGGCGGACCUGAGGGGACGGAUGUCUCGGGUGCGAAUUACUGGACAUGGAAUGGUCAGGCGUAUGUUAUAUAUCAUGGUUCCACGGGCAAGAUUUACGCGAGGACUAUUGAUCAGACGUUGCGGGAUGUUGGGGCUGAGCCGAUUUUGCUGUAUCAGUCCAGAGGGAAGGGGGAAGAUGUUGGACGGGUUGCAGCGCCGGAUAUUGCGAGUUCUGGAGGGAAUACUUACUUAUUUUAUGAGUCUGGGGAUAGGCUGGGUGCGACCAUUGCUUGGGCUAAGAUGCAGAAGCAAUAA